AUGGCUAGUCAAAGUGUUCCUAUGGACGAAUUGAAAAAUGACUUGAAUGUUGCACCUGACCACGAGAACAUCUGCAACGGCAAUGUUACUGAUAUGGAAGUGGUGGUUGGAGCUGAAACUAAGUUUAUUGAUGGUCACGCAAAAGGUGAUGUGGAAAGAACUGCAAAUGGUGAUGAAUUUGGCGGAGACGUUGAUGGUAAUAAUAUGGAAGGUAAAUACCACACUCCUGAGACUGGUAAUACUGAUAAAGAAAAUGAGACACCAGAGGUUGUUAGCAAUGUCAGUUGCACCAAGAUUAAUGAUGAGGCAACAACUAAGCAGUCAGAGCGACAAAGUAAGAAACCAACCAAGAAUAAGCGUCGCUCCAGUGCAUCGUCCAUCGCAAAGCACAAAAGACCGAAACCUAAACCAGUUACCACAUCAACAACGACAAAUACCACACAGGUUUCAACUACCGUGUCGGCACCUUCGUCAACAAAGUUUUUGUUUGGCUUGUUGUCUCACAAGAAUUACCAAAUAAGAAACCCCGUUGUCGCAUUCGACACAUCACUUGAAGCAUCAAACGAUUGGCUCACUUGGAUUCGUUUAGAAUUGCUUGAGUUAAUGUUUGAUUCGACUUGGAAAGAAGAGGAAGACGGCACUGCUGCUGUGUCACUGAAUCAGCCUUCUUCCUUGAGUCAAGUGUUUGGCGAAUUUGCAUUGAUUGGGGUUUCGUUGGGUGAUUACGCUUUUAGAUUUAGUGUGGUGUUGGCUGUUGCUGUGGUGAAGUUGUAUUUACAUUUGAUUUGUGGUUUGAUUGGUGUUGCGUUGAGGAGAGUUGGGCUUGGAGGAAAAGGCAGAGCAAAGAGUUUCUAG
Messenger RNA from Lodderomyces theae, 855 nucleotides. RefSeq lists its product as uncharacterized. The coding region runs from base 1 to 855 and encodes 284 amino acids. The transcript has a single exon. Lineage: Eukaryota; Fungi; Ascomycota; Pichiomycetes; Serinales; Debaryomycetaceae. The record is from RefSeq and is a predicted model, not a curated record.